Mangifera indica (mango) is the source of this 1964-nucleotide messenger RNA. RefSeq names its product fatty acyl-CoA reductase 3-like. Lineage: Eukaryota; Viridiplantae; Streptophyta; Magnoliopsida; Sapindales; Anacardiaceae. Gene Ontology annotation, cellular component: intracellular membrane-bounded organelle. Gene Ontology annotation, biological process: long-chain fatty-acyl-CoA metabolic process; suberin biosynthetic process. Bases 157 to 1638 code for a protein of 493 amino acids. The record is from RefSeq and is a predicted model, not a curated record. Gene Ontology annotation, molecular function: alcohol-forming very long-chain fatty acyl-CoA reductase (NADP+) activity. The transcript has 10 exons.
GUUAGCGUGCACUCAACCUCUUAAAUGCUCUCUCUUCUCCUAUAUCAACUGAAAUCCGAGACUUUCCUUAGACCAUUGUGCCAGAUCUUUUCGCUGGAACAUUUAGUUCUACUGCUAAAGUUAUUCAUUUCUCUGUGAUUGUUUAAUAUUAUUCCAAUGGAGCUGGGAAGUAUUCUUCAGUUUCUUGAAAAUAAAAGCAUUCUAGUCACUGGUGCAACUGGGUUUUUAGCAAAGAUUUUUCUGGAGAAAGUUUUGAGGGUUCAACCAAAUGUCAAGAAGCUGUAUCUUCUCUUGAGAGCUGCAGAUGCUAAAGCGGCCACUCAUCGGUUCCACAAUGAGGUGAUAGCGAAGGACUUGUUUAGGGUUCUAAAGGAAAAAUGUGGCACAAAUCUGAAUUUGAUUAUAGCAGAAAAGACCACUCUCGUCCCUGGAGACAUUUCUUUGGAGGACUUGGGAUUGAAGGACUCUAAUUUAAGAGAAGAGAUGUUGAAAAACUUAGAUGUUGUCAUUAAUUUAGCUGCGACAACCAACUUUGAUGAAAGAUAUGAUGUUGCACUUGGCAUCAACACAUUGGGAGCUAAGAACGUUUUGAACUUCGCAAAGAAAUGUAACAAGUUAAUGGUCUUUGUUCAUGUAUCCACGGCAUAUGUAAGUGGGGAAACACCAGGUUUAAUAUUAGAGAAGUCGUAUCGUAUGGGAGAGACACUUAAUGGUGCAUUUGGAUUGGACAUUGAUGUGGAGAAGAAAGUGAUGGAGCAAGAACUUAACGAACUUCAAGCUGAGGGAGCAUCCGAAGAUGAAAUUAAAUUGGCCAUGAAAGAUUUGGGACUCAAAAGAGCAAAGAUGUAUGGAUGGCCGAACACAUACGUACUCACAAAAGCCAUGGGAGAGAUGCUUGUAGAUGAGUUGAAAGAAAAUCUGUCUGUGGUCACCAUUCGCCCUACCAUCGUAACCAGUACUUACAAACAACCAUUCCCCGGCUGGGCUGAAGGCAUAAGGACAAUUGAUAGCCUAGCUGUUGGCUAUGGUAAAGGGAGAUUAACUUGCUUACUUGGAGACCUCAAUUCAAUUAUUGAUGCGAUACCGGCUGACAUGGUGGUGAAUGCUACAAUUGUGGCUAUGGUGGCUCACGCAAGGCAGCAGCAAUCUGGUAAUGUGAUUUAUCAAGUGGGAUCCUCUUUAAGAAACCCUCUGAGAUACAGUGAUCUUCAAGAUUACGGCUACCGUUAUUUCACUAAGAAACCAUGGAUUAACAAGGAUGGAAAACCUGUUAAGGUUGGCAAGGUUAAUGUCAUGAACAGCAUGGCUAGCUUCCACAGAUACAUGGCCAUUCGUUACAUGCUGCCGCUUAAGGGAUUAGAAUUGGUAAAUACAGCAUUCUGCCAGUACUUUAAGGGGAUCCACAGUGAUCUCAGUAGGAAGAUAAAAUUCGUGAUGCGAUUAGUGGAACUUUAUCGACCAUACUUGUUCUUCAAUGGCAUCUUUGACGACAAGAACACAGUGAAGUUGCUAACGGCAGCAAGGGAUGACAGUGCCGUAGAGACAAACAUAUUUUACUUCGAUUCCAAGUGCAUCGACUGGGAAGAUUACUUCAUGAACACUCAUAUGCCAGGACUUGUGAAACAUGUAUUCAAAUGAAAGCCACAGCCAAUGCUUUUGCAAGCUUUACUAUUGGCAUCUCCAAAAAUUGUUAAGCGUCACUUAUUGAAGAAAGUAUGAUUUUAAUUAUUUGACAAAGUGUUUUAUCAAAAUGUAUCUGAUAUGGUGUUUUAUUUUCUAUAAUUUUUGUUCUUAUAGUUACAUGAAUAUGUUCAACCAUUGUUGGGAUUAUUAAUGUCCCUGUGCUUGUGAGGGUAAGAUUUGAAAAGAUGUAUGUUUAUGUUCUUCAAUUUGUUGUUAUCUUGAGCUCUGAUUAAUGUAAAAUAAAAUAUGAAAAAGAAUGCUCCAGGCUGCUUUCCUUUUCA